AAUCAAUCAAAAUAAUAUUUUGAUCCCAUUUAUUCAAACAUUUCAAAAGUGCAUGCAAACAUGAAGAGAAGCAUAUCCUGUGCAUAUACUUUUUUACCUGAACUUCUAUAUAAACCACUGCUCUCAAAUUUUCAGUUAGUCUCCUCAUUUGCAUGCAUGAAGACAAUGGGUACUCUUCAAGAAAAAGGUAAUAAAGAAGAAGCCAAGUCAUUGCCGUUUCACAGGUUGCUCAGCUAUGCAGAUACCUUGGAUUGGUUGUUUAUGUUGCUCGGGACAUUGGGAUCAGUCGUGCAUGGCAUGGCGCAGCCCGUUGGGUACUUGCUGCUUGGCAAGGCUCUCGAUGCAUACGGGAACAACGCAGGUAAUGAGAAAGAAAUGGUGCCUGCACUGGAAAAGGUUGUGCCCUACGUUUGGUACAUGGCCAUUGCAACUCUUCCUGCCGGAAUGCUAGAAAUAUCAUCAUGGAUGUACACAAGCGAACGACAAUUAGCACGUUUGAGAUUAGCAUUUCUAAGGGCAGUUCUAAGUCAAGAUAUAGAAGCUUUUGAUACUGAAUUGACCAUGGGCAAAAUAAUCACUGGAGUAACAAGCAAUAUGAGCAUCAUACAAGAUGCAAUUGGUGAGAAGUUGGGCCAUUUCAUCUCGAGCUUCUCGACUUUAUUUGUUGGAAUCAUCAUUGCUUUUAUCUGCUGCUGGCAAGUAGCCAUGCUCACUUUGAUUGUGGUGCCCCUGGUCCUUGCUGUUGGAGGUACAUAUACUGCUAAGAUGAAUAAGAUUUCAGCAACAAGAAUGAAGUAUCUGUCCGAAGUGACAACCAUGGUAGAAGAGACAUUAACUCAAAUCAAGACAGUUUUCUCCUUUGUUGGCGAAAAUAGCAUGACCAAGUCCUUUGCCAUGUUCAUGGAGAAGCAAUACACGAUGUGCAAGAAAGAGGCAAUAAUAAAAGGAAUUGGAAUGGGCCUGUUUCAAGCAGUGACAUUCUGCUCAUGGGCAUUGAUUGUUUGGGUGGGUGCAGUUGCAGUAUCAGCACAUAAAUCUCAAGGGGGUGAGACAUUAGCUGCAGUAAUGAGCAUCCUCUUUGGAGCAAUAUCGAUCACUUAUGCAGCUCCAGAUCUUCAGGUCUUUCGUCAGGCCAAAUCUGCAGGACAUGAAGUAUUUCAAAUAAUCAACAGGAGACCAGGUAUUUGUCAUGACACAAAAGGACAAAAACCGGGGAAGAUUGUAGGAGACAUUGAAAUAAAAGAUGUCUAUUUUGCCUAUCCAUCCCGCAAGGAUAAGCUCAUCCUUCAAGGACUCUCAUUGUACAUACCAACAGGAAGAGUUGUUGCGCUGGUGGGUAGCAGUGGAUGUGGAAAAAGCACUGUAAUUUCUCUACUUGAACGGUUCUAUGAUCCAUUAUCAGGUGGAGUUUUCAUUGAUGGUUAUAACAUCAAGGAUCUUGACCUAAAAUUCCUGAGAAGGAACAUAGCAGCAGUUUCUCAAGAGCCAUCCCUCUUUACAGGCACUAUUAAGGACAACUUGAAGGUCGGAAACCUGGAUGCAAGUGAUGACCAGAUUGCUCAAGCAGCAUUAACAGCUAAUAUACACUUAUUCAUAUCUCAGCUUCCAAAUCAGUAUUCAACAGAGGUAGGAGAGAGAGGACUGCAAUUAUCAGGAGGACAAAGACAAAGAAUAGCCAUAGCAAGGGCAAUGCUAAAAGAUCCACCAAUUCUUCUACUUGAUGAGGCAACAAGCGCACUUGAUUCAGAGUCAGAGAAGUUGGUUCAAGAUGCUCUUGAGAAAGCAAUGCAAGGAAGGACAGUAAUUUUAAUUGCCCAUAGAAUGUCAACAGUGAUCAACUCAGAUAUAAUUGUGGUGCUUGAGAAUGGAAAAGUAGCACAAAGUGGAACUCAUCAUGAAUUGCUAGAGAACAGCAAAUUUUACAGCAAUUUAUUUGAAGCUCAAAAUCCAACAAAUUUUAAAGAGAGAAACUCCAGGGUCAUAAAUUUUAUCAAUGAAGGGCAAGAUUCCAGCCAGAAGACUUCAGCACAAUACAAUAAGAAUAUUGAACAGUCUAUGGAAUCAGAAGCCUUGCUCAGGAAGUUGCCAAGGAAAGAUGUACAAGAAAGAACGGAUACUACUUUCUUCAGAAUUUGGUUUAACUUAAAAAAAAUCGACCUUCUUAACAUUGCUAUAGGUUCUUGUGCUGCAGCUCUAUCUGGUAUUUCUAAGCCAUUAUUUGGAUUUUUUAUAAUCACAAUAGGAGUAGCAUACUAUGAACAUGAUCCAACAAGGAAAGUAGGGUGGUAUUCAGGAAUGUUCUCUCUGGUCGGACUGCUUACGUUGUUUAGCCAUAUUUUGCAACAUUACUUCUACACAAUCAUAGGCGAGACGGCCAUGAAAAACCUUCGGGAAUCUCUAUUUUCAGCUGUACUUCGUAACGAGCUAGCUUGGUUUGAAAAACCUGAAAAUGCUGCGGCACGUGUUACUUCAAAAAUUAUCAGCGAUACCUCCAUGAUCAAAACGAUUAUAUCUGACCGGAUGUCUGUGAUCGUUCAGUGCGUCUCUUCUAUUUUAAUAGCAACCACUGUAAGUAUAAUAGUUAACUGGAGAAUGGCAUUAGUAGCUUGGGCGGUUAUGCCUUGUCACUUCAUAGGUGGUCUGGUACAAGCAAAAUCAGCAAAAGGCUUUUCAGCAAAUGCUAGUGUUAGCACUCAAGAACUUACAGCUCUCACUUCAGAAUCAGCUAGCAAUAUCAGAACAAUAGCUUCCUUCAUAAAUGAGGAGCAAAUACUAGCUAAAGCCAAGGUAGCAGUAAAAGAGCCAAUGAAAAUUAGCAGGAUAGAGAGUGUUAAAUAUGGGAUCAUUCAAGGGGUGUCACUUUGCUUAUGGAAUAUUGCGCAUGCUGUUGCCUUGUGGUACACCACAGUUUUGGUUAAGAAGGAACAAGCAACAUUUAAGGAUGGAAUAAGAUCGUAUCAGAUUUUUUCACUGACAGUUCCAUCAAUCACUGAGCUAUGGACCUUGAUCCCCAUGGUCAUGUCUGCCAUUAACAUACUCAAACCUGUUUUCCAGAUCCUUGACCGUGAAACCCAAAUUGCACCAGACAUCCCAGAUAUUCCAGACAAUGAACAAAUUGAAGGCAGGAUUGAAUUUGAACAUGUCAGCUUCAACUAUCCAACAAGACCAGAACAGCUUGUACUAAGUAACUUCAGUUUAACUAUUGAAGCUGGACAAAGAGUUGCCAUAGUUGGGCCAAGCGGGGCAGGCAAGUCCUCUAUUCUGGCACUUACAUUGAGGUUCUAUGACCCUUCCAAAGGAAAAAUUUCUAUCGACAUGAUAGAUAUAAAAGCAUACAACCUGAGGUGGUUGAGAAAACAGAUAGGGUUGGUGCAACAAGAACCUCCUCUAUUUCGUUCUUCAAUUAGAGAUAAUAUAUGCUAUGGUAAUGAGAGUGCUUCAGAAACUGAAAUAGUUAAAGCUGCAAUUGAAGCAAAUAUUCACCAUUUCAUUACCAACUUGCCUCAAGGAUAUGAUACUUUGGUGGGAGAAAAGGGCUGCCAACUUUCUGGUGGACAAAAGCAAAGAGUAGCCAUCGCACGAGCUCUGGUGAAGAGACCUGCUGUUUUGCUGCUAGAUGAAGCUACCAGUGCACUUGAUGGAGAAACAGAAAGGUCAGUCAUGAAUGCAUUAAGACCACAGGAAAGGAGGAAAGGUAACCAACAAGCUAAGGCAACCCAAAUUACAGUCGCACACAGGCUUUCUACAGUGAUCAAUUCAGACGUGAUCAUAGUGAUGGAUAAGGGAAAAGUGAUUGAGAUGGGUAACCACAAAAGCUUAAUGGAAGAAUCAGGUAGUGCCUACUCGAAAUUAUUCAAUCUCCAUAGCCAAACAUGUGCAGUUGACCAAUGAGGUCUUUUAACAUUAUGAAGCCAAGACAAUCCUCAACACAACAAUCACGUGAGGAAAGUACUUCACAUUGUAAUCAAAUGAAGGUGUGCUUUUACCUUGUUGACUUCCAGCCAGCUUAACUAGUAUGAUUUUAAAAGAAUUGCAAUGUAAUAAU
This is a messenger RNA of Dioscorea cayenensis subsp. rotundata (Guinea yam), 4045 nucleotides long. Its product is annotated as ABC transporter B family member 19-like. NCBI's taxonomy places the organism in Eukaryota, Viridiplantae, Streptophyta, Magnoliopsida, Dioscoreales, Dioscoreaceae. Gene Ontology annotation, cellular component: membrane. Gene Ontology annotation, molecular function: ABC-type transporter activity; ATP hydrolysis activity; ATP binding. The record is from RefSeq and is a predicted model, not a curated record. Gene Ontology annotation, biological process: transmembrane transport.